AUGAAAAUCUUUUGCUUAGCUCAUGCUGCCACUCGUUCGUCCCAAUCUACUCCCACUGUCUUACAUGUCGUGAAUAGCAAAACACAUUUCUUCCAACGAGACGCUGUGACAGGCGAAUGGUGGAAUGAACUACAGUCAAAAGUUUUACGAGUGAGACGUUGUCGUCGUUGUUGGUGUCAGAAUGAUUAA
This is a messenger RNA of Clunio marinus, 189 nucleotides long. NCBI's taxonomy places the organism in Eukaryota, Metazoa, Arthropoda, Insecta, Diptera, Chironomidae. The record is from the annotation of a GenBank genome assembly.